ACGCCGAACCGAGGAGCGCCCUCGCCGUUUAGCAAUGCCACGUUGAAUUGUCAGCUUUUUGAGUGGAGUUUGGUGUAACGCUCUCGCCAGUCGCCAUACGGUUGAGCACGUAUCGACGCGAACCAGGGCGACGAAGUUUCUCUGUCACUGCUGCGGGUGGGAGAAAGGUGCUGAUGAUGUCGCAGGCUGGACGUGGUGCGUUGUCUCAGAUACAGCUGUUUGUUAAUGUCCACAUAAAGAUAACCGAUAUCAGCCAUACAGUACCGUUUUAUUACUAUCUUACGUUAGGUAGAGCAAGCUAACGCCAGCUAAUAGAGCCGAGAAAACAACUGGACCUGUCAAACUUAGACGUGCAACCAUCUGCUGAGUUCACCAGCUAACAUUACUGCUGUCUAACUAGCAAGCCAGCAUCUGCGGGAGUCAUGGAGGUGUGUAGAUCCACUUUGGAGAUGGCCCUGCUUCACUAGCUGUCUUUACUGGACAGCUGAUCCCAGAAGCCCUGGAUGGCUUGCCCGGUCCAGUUCCUUUGCCGGGCACUGCGCACCAUUGGCUUAGUUCUCUUCUACUACACCUUCUCCAUAGGCAUCACUUUCUAUAACAAAUGGCUGAUGAAGGGCUUCCACUUCCCCCUCUUCAUGACACUGGUCCACCUCACCAUCAUCUUUUGCCUGUCAGCUCUGACGCGGCAGGCCUUGCAAUGCUGGACAGGGAAACCCCGCAUCGUUCUCAGCUGGACCAUCUAUCUCAAAAAGGUGGCUCCUACAGCCAUAGCAACAGCACUGGAUAUUGGACUUUCCAACUGGAGCUUCCUCUUCAUCACUAUCAGCCUGUACACCAUGACCAAGUCUUCAGCAGUGCUCUUCAUCCUCUUCUUCUCACUGGUCUUCAAACUAGAGGAGCCGAACCCAUUCCUGAUCCUGGUGGUCGUGCUGAUCUCCGUCGGUCUGUUCAUGGUUACCUUCAAGUCGACCCAGUUCAACCUGGAGGGCUUCAUCAUGGUGCUGCUGGCCUCCUUCAUUGGGGGGAUCCGCUGGACCCUCACUCAGGUCCUCAUGCAGAAAGCAGAGCUGGGCCUCCAGAACCCAAUAGACACCAUGUACCACCUGCAGCCCCUCAUGUUCCUGGGCCUCUUUCCCCUCUUCCUCUUUAACGAAGGCCUGAGCCUCAGCACAUCAGAGAAGUUAUUCCGUGUGUCGGAGCUCUCUACUCUGUUGUACUCUCUCUUCACGCUGAGUAUCGGCGGGAUUCUGGCCUUCGGUCUGGGCUUCUCAGAGUUCCUCUUAGUCUCCAGAACCUCCAGCCUCACUUUAUCCAUAUCAGGGAUUUUUAAGGAGGUGUGCACUCUGCUGCUGGCAACACAUGUAAUGGGAGACAAGCUGAGUCCUCUCAACUGGUUUGGGUUUACUGUGUGUCUGGCUGGCAUCUCCUUGCAUGUGGGGCUCAAGACCUACUACUCCAAAAAUAGGGGCCCCUCUUUAAGGCAGCUAAGCAGUAAGAGUCCAGAGCUGGAGUUGCCGUUGCUGCAACAGACCGCGUAUGAGGGCGGUGAUUCUGCUGCUGAUGAAUGCGAUGAUGAAGAUGAGGAACAAGAAAUUACUCUGAAUAACCCGGACCCUCCAAACAGCCAGGCUCCACCCAUCUCCAUGUCUGCUCACCUCCUAUCUUCAUCAUCAUCAUCAUCAUCAUCAUCAUCAUCAUCAUCAUUCUCACUAAUGCUGCCUCGCCUGGUAACUCUCCUCCUGCUGCUGGCCUCAGGGGUUCAUGCCCAAGGUCGUCUGAAGCUGACUGUCUUGUCCGAGGACAGACUGCAGAUGAAAUGGAAGGAAGCAGAGGGACCCGUUCAGGGCUACAAGGUCCGAGUGAAACCCAUUUCAGAGGUGCCACAGCCAGAGCUGAUGUUGACCACCACACGGGGCCGGGCCACGGUGGCAGGACUGGACUCGAGUCAGGAGUACGCCCUCCAAGUCCUGGUGCUCAACGGGACCACAGAGAAACUCCUUGCCAAGAGACGAUUCACUAUCGAGAGUCUACGGGAAGAGGAGAUGAUCCGCAGCGGCAGCAGAGAGCAGCGCAAAAAGACGUUGCUGGGCGGGUCGGGGUCAGGAGACUUGGAGGAUGUGACGGAGGGUCUGUUGGGCCUGCCAACAAUUCUCUACCCGGCAACCACUGCAGUCGCUACUACUGUUGCUCCAGAGCCCCCACCUGCGGAAACCACCGCUCAGCUCCUCGACGAGACCGCAGAGAAAACCCCCAGGGAGAAGAGGAAGAAGAAGAAGGAAAAAGAGAGGGAUCGCUCCAAGGCGCACAAGGAGCAGGCGACGACGGACGGCAAACCAGCGGAGGACCAGAGCUCCGGGAGGGAUAAACUCCGGAAAACACCCUUCCCCACCCAGCCGGUCACAGGGGGCUCCACGAGGAAGCCGUUUGAGUGCGACAGUGACGCUGCGGCUGACAUCAUGCUGCUGGUGGACGGCUCCUGGAGCAUCGGGCGCACCAACUUCAGACGCGUCAGAGACUUCCUGGAGGGUCUGGUGACUCCUUUCCACAUCGGACCAAACCACAUCCAGAUCGGUCUAACCCAGUACAGCGGAGACCCCCGUACAGAGUGGCAGCUCAACAACUUCACCACCAAAGACCAGUUACUGGAGGCAGUGAGGAACUUCAGAUACAAGGGAGGAAACACCUUUACAGGCCAGGCGUUGCUCCACGUCAUGGAGGAGAACAUGAGGGCCGAGUCAGGCGCCAGGUCAGACACACCUUUCUUCCUGGUCCUGUUGACUGAUGGCAAAUCUCAGGAUGAUGCCAUUGCUGCAGCCAAUAGGCUGAAGAAUGCUGGUGUGGAAAUCAUCGCUGUAGGUGUGAAGAAUGCAGACGAAGCCGAGUUGAGGCAAGUGGCAUCCGAGCCGCUGGAGCUGAAUGUGUACAACGUGAACGACUUCCCCCUGCUCAGCAAGCUGGUGUCCCGCCUGGUCCACAUCCUCUGUGGGAGGAUAGAGGACCGCGGCAUCACCAAACGAAUGGAGCCGGGGCCCACAGCAGACCCAGCCCUGUCCUACCCCAGUCCGACCGACCUCCGCUUCUCUGAGCUGGGCUCCAGGGAGGUGAGGCUCUACUGGACCGGCCCCGCCAGCCCGUCCCGUCCCGUCCAGCAGUACAGAGUGGUUUUCCACAGCGCCGAGGGUCAGAGUCCACAGGAGGUUGUAGUGAGCGGCUCAGAGUCCAGUGUGCUGCUGGAAGGCCUCUCGUCUCAGACGCUGUACCACGUGUCAAUCUUCCCGGUGUAUGAAGACAACGUCGGCCUGGCGCUCAGAGGAACCGUCACUACAUUGCCCUUGGCCAUGCCCGCCAACCUGGAGGUGACUCCCUCCUCUCCCAGCAGCCUGCGGGUGAGUUGGGGUGCAGCACCCGGUGCAACACAGUACAUGAUCCUGUACUCCGCACUGAGCCACGGAGAGCCUGAUGAUGCCAAGGAGGAGAAGUUCAGUGCAGAUCAGACCGUGGUGGAGCUGGCAGGCCUGAUACCAGCAACAGAUUACUCUGUCACUCUGUACGCCCUGUACGACGAGGAGCCCAGCGACCCCGUCACCGCCGUCGCCACCACGUUCCCUCUCCCACCCCCAGUGAGCGUCCAGUUCCCGAUGGUCACCCACAGCAUGCUGCGGGUGAGCUGGGUGCCCGGAGCCGUGGACGUUCCUGGCCACAGAAUCACCUGCAGCACCAACCACGGCAGUGACGUUAAGCAGGUGGAGGUGACAGGGGUGAACUCGGUGCUGGUCCAGAACCUGUCAUCUCUGUCCAGAUACCUGGUGUCGGUCCAGUCUCAUUACCCACAAGGCCUUUCUGCAGCCGUCACCAGCAACGUCACCACACUGAGGGUGCCUUCCCCUUCGGACCUCAGGGUGACCAACUUCUCCGGCAGUGAGAUCACGGUGCGCUGGGACGCUGCAGCUGAUGAUGUCGUCUCCUACCUCAUCAAGUGGAUCUCCCUCAGUGGAGGAGACCUGAGACAGUUGAGGGUGAGUGGUGACAGUGAAGGGGCGAUCCUGGAGGGGGUGGAAGAUGACAAGGAAUACCAAAUCUCUCUGUCUGCCCUGUAUGCUGAUGGAGCUCAGAGUGAAGCCGUGGCAAUACGCUACAGCACCUUAUCUGGUGGCGGCCCGUCCAGUGUGUCUGUGUCCGAGGAGACGGCGGUCAGCCUGGUGGUCAGCUGGGUGCCCCCUAACGCUCAUGUCCUGCAAUAUCGCAUCGCUUACGUCGCACUGACUGGAUCUGAAACUCAGGAGACCACUGUGUUGGUCCCAGGUAGUGAGAGGCACAUGAUGCUGCAGUCUCUGCUGCCAGACACUCGCUACAGCAUUCUGGUCACUGCCGAGUACCGCAACAGAGAGGGAGGCAGCAGUUCGGCUCAGGGCAAAACCACCAGUCUGCGGGUGAGCAGUGUGAGCGUGGUCAGGUCGGACCACUCCAGCAUCUGUGUAUCCUGGAGACCCGUGUCGGCUGUCAACGGCUACCGCAUCAUCAUCCAGUCUGCGAAAGACAAGCAAACAAAAGAGGAAAUUGUAGACGAGUCCAGCAGCAGUCACUGUUUUACUGAUCUGGAGCCAGAGACUGUGUACCGCAUCAGCGUGCACUCCCGCCUCGGCUCAGUGGAGGGCGCUGCUGUCUCCAUUCUGCAUCCAACAGCCGCGGCUCCAGCCAGAAUCCCCAUCCACCCCAGACUGUACCCCAUCCACAAUGAAGUGUGUCCUGAGGUCACCAUCAGAAACAGCAUCGUCAAAGGUUUUGACAUGAUGGAGGCGUUUGGUCUGACUCAGAGAGCUCACUCGUCGGUGGAGGGCGUGGCGGCGGAGCCCUUCGUCUUCAACACCGUGCCCACCUACACUGUGUACAGAGACGUGCAGCUGACACAGAGCACCAAGUUCAUCCACCCGGCAGGUUUCUCUCCAGAGCACACCAUCAGCAUGGCCUUCCGCGUGUUGCAGGAGACGCCCAGGGAGCCCUUCGCCCUCUGGCAGCUCACCGACGACGACUUCCAGCCCAAGAUGGGAGUGGUGCUGGACCCUACCACCAAGCAUCUGGUGUACUUCAGUCUUGACUACCGAGGGGAGGUGCAGGAGCUGACCUUCGACCAGCCGCAGGUCCACAGGCUGUUCUAUGGCAGCUUCCACAAGAUUCACCUGUCUGUCAGCCAGGUGAGCGUGUCGUUGUCUGUGGACUGCCAGCGUGUGGGUGAGAGGCCGGCCCGCCCCCUGGGCAACCUGCCGACUGACGGGUUUGAGAUGCUGGGAAAACUGGUGAAGACCAGAGGACCAAACAGCGGAUCUGCUCCGUUCCAGCUGCAGUCCUUUGAGAUCGUCUGUAACACCACGUGGGCUUUAGACGAUACCUGCUGCGACCUGCCUGGAGUGAGAGAUGAGGAGAGUUGUCCCGCUCCGGCUUACGCCUGCACCUGCUCCUCUGACAUACCCGGGGCUCCCGGCCCAACCGGGCCCAUUGGGAAGCCAGGUCCGCGCGGUGAGAAGGGCGAGAAGGGAGAGCAAGGACAAAAGGGGGAGAUGGGACCUCCAGGAAGGGCUGGGUUCGAGGGAGGACUGGGACCCCUGGGCAACAGAGGCCCUCGAGGGAUGACUGUCCAAGGCAAAGUGGGUCCGCCGGGCGCAAGAGGGGAAAAGGGAGACCCAGGCAAACCAGGAAUCCAGGGUUCACGUGGUCCUCCGGGUCCAAAAGGGGACGUAGGGGUCCCAGGCCCCAAGGGUAUUAGGGGUGUUGAAGGAAACAUCGGUGGACCAGGCAUUACUGGACCAAGGGGUUUCCAGGGAAUGCCAGGACACCCAGGGCCUGUAGGGGAGAGGGGCCCCCUGGGGCCUGUGGGACCUACGGGUUUGCCAGGGAAUAAGGGAGAAAGAGGAGAGAAGGGGGAACCGCAGUCCAUGGCAAUGAUCUACCAGCUAGUAACAGAGGCUUGUGAGCAACUAGUGCACAAGGAGGUGCUGAAGCUGGACAUGUUCAUAAAUGACAUGAGUCGUAAGCCAGCUCCUAUUGAGGAGCCAGUGGGGCCCCCAGGAGAACCUGGUAUACCAGGACCCAAGGGCCCUCCUGGGUCCAGGGGCACCCAGGGGCGGAUUGGCACAAGGGGGAGAUCUGGGAGGCCUGGAUAUCCAGGAGAACAGGGAAGGAGAGGUAUGCCAGGCAAUAAAGGCGAUGCAGGACCCAAUGUCGAGGGGCCCCCAGGGGUCAAAGGAUUUGCAGGGCCUCCAGGUGAAUCCAAGCUAGGGGCCCCCGGUCCUAGAGGGGAUGACGGUAACCCAGGACCCCCAGGGAUCCCCGGACCUGCUGGCCAGCCAGGCGAGAUCGGUCCCCCAGGUGUGUGUGACAGCAGUGGAGGCUGCCACAGGGCUCCCCAGCAAACAGAAGACCCUUAUUACGGAUACCAGCCUUGAGUGUGUGCCAGCAGCCUGGCUGUGGUGGUAAGGUGACUACGGUAAGGUGCAGCUCCCGUUACGAUCCCCCUGUUUGAAGUGACAAUGGUUUCAGUGGGACCGAUGGAUAGACUGAGAGUGGAGCUACAAAAAAGCCCCACUGAAGAAGUCUGGAGCGUCAAACUUGCCAGGGACUAACUAGGGGCUUCCCGAGCUCCGCCAUGCAUGGAAAAAGGAGACAACACAGGAAGGAACAGUCCAGCUCCUCGAGUCAUGAUGUCCUCGCUCAUAUAGAAACUGCUGAACAGUAAACAUGUAUAGUUACUGAGAGCAAGCAAGAAACCUUUUAACAUAGUAUAGUGUUUUAUAGACAUAUAUUAAGGAACCCUAAAUCAUCCUCGCACUGAAAAAUGUUUGUAUUUGUUGCUGUUUUUGUAUUCAUGCACUGUAACAUGUAUCAAUGCCAAAUAGUAUAGCUACCUUUGUAUUUUCAAAGCUACGUUCCUGCCGAUUUUGUUUUCUAACCUUAACUGCCUCAAGGACAAUGAAAAUGCAAAGGCCAAGGUGUAAAAACAUAUUUGUCCCAUGAUAAAACAUGAUACUGUGAGAAUGCCUGUCGGUGUGUGUGUGUGUAUGAUAAUGUUUAUAUUGUUUUAUAUAAUUACGCAUUGUAUACAGUUAUUCCUGUGUUACAUUUGUGCAUAUUCUCAUUGUAAUCCAUGUUUACACUUUAUGAUUUCCUUGGGUUUAGGUGACAAAUGUUACAUUAUCAGUCUUGACUGAAUGUGUGUGUGUGUGUGUGUGUGUUUGUGUGUGAGAG
Messenger RNA from Myripristis murdjan (pinecone soldierfish), 7239 nucleotides. It is a transcript of the gene slc35h1, whose product is annotated as solute carrier family 35 member H1. Lineage: Eukaryota; Metazoa; Chordata; Actinopteri; Holocentriformes; Holocentridae. Gene Ontology annotation, molecular function: protein binding. The transcript is spliced from 52 exons. The coding region runs from base 504 to 6440 and encodes 1978 amino acids. The record is from RefSeq and is a predicted model, not a curated record.